AUGCCUUCCUUUUCGAUCGAGGUCGAAGGAGAAGCGAAUCCCUUGAGUAGGCAGGUGUUGCUGUCGCAUUUAUCAAGCAGUCUCUCAAGUCAUCACAAUUUGAAGACCUCAGCACAACAAUUCUCUAAUUGGGAAAGAACAUCUGGCUAUUACGCACUGCUGCAGGAUCUCUACGCAGAUUUCUCCCUUCCCCAAGAAGUUCGUUUCCAGGCAAUCAUCCAGCUGAAGAAUGGCAUCGACAAGCACUGGAAGAAGCACUCGCAACAUGCCAUCUUGCAAUCGGAGAAGGUCGUCAUCCGAGACCGCGCCAUCUCACUCGGUGUCCACGAACCUGUCCAAAGCCUUGCGCUGCAAAAUGCUCUCAUGCUAGCUAAGAUCGUCCGCUAUGAGUAUCCUAACGACUGGCCUGAUGUUUUCACCACCAUCAUUGAGCAUUUGCGCAAAGCCAGCCAAGAUCCAGCAGCAUAUCAGUACACAUCGAACAUCCUAAUGAUCUUGUUACACGUCAUCAAAGAGCUUGCUGCGGGCAGACUUCAGAAAACGAAGCGGAGCCUGCAGUUGAUCUCGUCAGAACUACUGCAGGUCCUCGGCACACUGUACCUGCAAACAGUCGAAUUAUGGAUCAACGCUCCAGGAGAGCUUGACAUGGCCGCGGCCCGCAACAGUCACUCAGCUCUCAAGACCCUAAGAAGGCUACUUGUGUCGGGUUUUGAGCAUCAACAUCGGGAAGCAGAAGUCAAGCAGUUCUGGGAUCUCUUGCAGGAUCAUCAACAAAAUUUUUGGAUCACUCGACAGCGCGCCGAAGCGUACGAAGUUGUUGCUACAAAGCACUUACUGCAGCUCGCGAAAUUGUUCCUGGAAAUGGCCCGUCAGCAUCCAGCCCCCUUCGUCCUGCUCGGAUCGAUGGAAAUCUUGAAUCGAUCAUGGACGAUCGUCAAUGAAUGUGCCAAGCUUCCAAAUGUCAAUGCUACCUUCGACUGGGAGGUCUAUCGAGAUGGCGAUAGCUUGACGAAGACUCUCCUGUGGACAAAUUGGCCUUGA
Molecule: messenger RNA, 1041 nt
Organism: Cyphellophora attinorum
Lineage: Eukaryota; Fungi; Ascomycota; Eurotiomycetes; Chaetothyriales; Cyphellophoraceae
Product: Importin beta-like protein
Exons: 1
Coding region: 1-1041 (346 amino acids)
Biological process (GO): protein import into nucleus
Cellular component (GO): nuclear envelope; cytosol
Molecular function (GO): small GTPase binding
Source: RefSeq, a predicted model, not a curated record